Molecule: messenger RNA, 1215 nt
Organism: Panicum hallii
Lineage: Eukaryota; Viridiplantae; Streptophyta; Magnoliopsida; Poales; Poaceae
Exons: 2
Coding region: 333-827 (164 amino acids)
Source: RefSeq, a predicted model, not a curated record
CGCAUGCACACCAUUCUUCUGCUGCAGGCACACCGGGCGGUGUACCUGCGAGUCCAAUCUCUCCAGGGGCAUUCCGGGAAACUUUUUGAGGCCCCACGUGCCCUCGUUCCGCCGCAAUUAAACUAGGGCUCGACGCCGUAUGAAUCUGCCACAGAGGGGGAGUAAAUACUCCUGAACGCACCAUCGGCAUCCCACAGACGCAGGGCACCCAAAAGUUGACGAGCAAAGGGAAACAGUAGCGCUAGGCUAGAGACGCCGCCCCCGGACUCCCUUCUCCAGAAGCUCCCAGUCCGAGCAUCUGCCUAGAGCGGCCGCGGAGACAAAGGCAGGCAAUGGAUCAGCACGGGGAAAAGGAGGCGGAGGACAAGUUCCAAGAUUCGGCGGGGCAGCGCCAAGACGACGACGCGGCGGCGGCGGCGGCGGAGGGCCACGCCGAAGAAUCGGUAGGUCCGCGCGCAGGGUACAAAGCGGAGGAAUCGGCGGGACUGCUCAUCAAGGAGGUGGUGAGCUCCGGAGAAGCCUCGCCGGCGCUCUUCGCGCACCCGUGCUCGCUGCUGCUGCUCCUGCUCCGCGCCUGCGCCGGCUGCCUGGGCUUGCACGGCUACUGCGGCAGCAGCGACCGGCACCCGAAGCCGGCCGCUGUCGCUGCACCGGACGCCGCGGCGGCGGCGGAUCCGUCGCAGGAAGGAGAGGGCGGCGGCGAGAAGGCUAACUUCUUGUUCAUGCAGGAGGAGGUGGUGACCAGGGUGUGGGCGGUGAGGAGGCCGCAGCCGCCGGGCCGCCGCCCGAGGGAGGGCAGCGGUGGCAAUGGCGGAGUACACCACUAGACGUCUUCUCCAUCCAUCCAUCCAUCCAUCCAUCUGCAGGAGCAGACAACAAGCCGGUGGGUGAUGAAACGGUGACGCCUCGCCUCCGCGCCGUAUUUUAUUUGUUCGUCGAAUCUGUGGCUGUCUACUUCCAUGUACGUAGCAUCUUUAUUUAACUUCGUACAAAGUAGUAGGUGUGGCUAAGGAGUUCAUGUUUGCGUAGGCUUGAUCAUCAUCUCUGAUCCGAACUUGGAAUAAUAAGGCUCUGAAAGUGGUGUGUAGUUAUCUGUGCUUGCUUAAGCUGCGAUACCUGAUACGGGCAUUUGCUAAGCAUCGUGCGUGGGUGAUAGAGAUGUUCGUCUUCAUAUCAUAAUUUGUUGCUGGGUGGCGACCUUCGUUUUUCUUCUUA